AUGUCCUCGCGGCCUGGCCCCGAGUUCAGCGGGGCACCGUUUCGAAGUCAGGAGUCGAAUAUUGUGGCGGCGGUCCCGCCGGGGAGCUCUCCUCCGGUCAAGAUAGGGUCCUAUGUGCUCGGAAAAACGCUUGGUGUCGGAUCUUUUGGUAAAGUCAAGGAAGGCUAUCACGAGCUAUGUGGUCAGAAGGUUGCCGUGAAGAUUCUGAAUAGAAGUAAGGUGCACGUCAUGGAUAUGACGCCGAAAGUGCGUCGAGAGAUCAUGAUUCUUCGCCUUCUGAAUCAUAAGCACCUCAUCAAACUCUAUGAGGUGAUUGAGUGCCCCAGCGAUAUUUUUGUGGUCACUGAGUACAUAAGCGGUGGCGAGCUCUUCGACUUUAUCGUUGAGCGCGGACGGCUGCCGGAGAAUGAGGCCCGGCGCUUCUUUCAACAGCUCAUCGGUGGCGUAGAAUAUUGCCACCGACACAUGAUCAUACACCGAGAUCUGAAACCAGAGAACUUGCUCUUGGACGAGAAUUUGAACAUCAAAAUUGCCGACUUGGGCCUGGCGAACAUCGCUCGAGAUGGAGAGUUUUUACGCACCUCGUGCGGCUCCCCGAACUACGCGGCACCAGAGGUCAUUAGCGGAAAGCCAUAUGCAGGCCCAGAAGUAGACAUAUGGUCCUGUGGUGUUAUUCUGUACGCACUUCUGUGUGGCUCGUUGCCUUUUGAUGAUGAAUCCAUUGCGGCACUGUUUCGACGCAUUAAGAGCGGUCAGUACCAGAUGCCAUCCUACUUGUCGCCGGGCGCCCGAGAUUUGAUCAGCAGAAUGCUCAUUGUGGAUCCGCUCGCCCGAAUUACGAUAGAACAGAUUCGCAAGCACCCUUGGUUUGUUGAGAACCUUCCACGGUAUUUGUCGCUUCCACCGCCGACGGGGUGUGCGAGAAGCCGCUCUAUCAAUGUUGAGGUUCUGCGGGAAUGCAUUCGACGAACAGGGUUUCCCGAGGAAAAAAUUGUCUGGUCCUUGAAGCAUGGGAAGCGAAAUGCGUACACGGUGGCGUACGAGUUAAUUCAUGAUGCAAUGAAUCGGAUGGACGAUUCUAUGCUUCAGCCAGUGGAUAUUCGUUCACUGUUCAGCUUUCCCGGUAUCGGCACUGGAUCUCGGGAGAAGAAUGUUCCCGAGAGCAUAGAUACCGGAGCUCAUGGUGAUGCAGCUUCGCGAGCGGCAGUGUUGCCAAGUAGCGCAACAAGCGCUGCAUCCGCAUCUCCGUUGCAAUAUCUUGAUGAGCUAGACGAAGACGACAUCAUGCCAUGCUUCGUCUUCGGGUCAGCAUCUCGUCGAAUCCAGCUCGGAAUCGUCAAUAGCUAUCUUUCGGCUUCUGAAAUUAUGAUGGAGCUGUACCGAGCGCUCUCCGUAUUGCAGUGGAGAUGGAAAUCACCAUCGGUUUACCAUAUUCGAGUGAUAGCUGCGAGCAUCGAGUCAGCGUUACCCGGUGCGAAACAGGUGCGAUUGGUAAUUCAGUUGUACAGAACGACAAGCCGCUUUGUCGUGGAUAUAGCACUUCACGAUGGUGACCUUUUCAGCUUUAUCCUCGCCUGUCAUAUGAUCGUAUGCGAGCUGCGGAUCUAG
This is a messenger RNA of Cyanidioschyzon merolae strain 10D, 1608 nucleotides long. Its product is annotated as serine/threonine protein kinase SNF1. NCBI's taxonomy places the organism in Eukaryota, Rhodophyta, Bangiophyceae, Cyanidiales, Cyanidiaceae. Bases 1 to 1608 code for a protein of 535 amino acids. The transcript has a single exon. The record is from RefSeq and is a predicted model, not a curated record. Gene Ontology annotation, biological process: intracellular signal transduction; protein phosphorylation. Gene Ontology annotation, cellular component: cytoplasm. Gene Ontology annotation, molecular function: protein serine/threonine kinase activity; ATP binding.